Messenger RNA from Pristis pectinata (smalltooth sawfish), 2374 nucleotides. RefSeq lists its product as uncharacterized. NCBI's taxonomy places the organism in Eukaryota, Metazoa, Chordata, Chondrichthyes, Rhinopristiformes, Pristidae. The transcript has 5 exons. Bases 65 to 403 code for a protein of 112 amino acids. The record is from RefSeq and is a predicted model, not a curated record.
UGGUGAGGCGGCCGGGUGAGUGGGUUCAGCAGACGCGGGGCUGCACGGACGGCGGCGGGUCAGCAUGAAGCAGUUUGCCGAGAACGCAACGCAAACCAGGCAAAGCUUAACUUUAAACAGCGGCAAACAGAACAUCACGGGUCUCCCAGAACCCUGUGCCACAGGCAGUUGCAUGGACAACCUGACACAAGACCAGAAGCUCCUUCCCGUUCACAAUCAGACCAAUGGACCAUCGGCAGCGAAUGGAAUAAUUCCAGGUAUGAUAGCAGCCACGAUAUUCAUUGUUUUCCUGCUGGGAUUGUACACGAUUCUGUGGAAAUGCAUGAGCUUCCAGACUAAGAGACACCGAGGGAGUGGGCGGUCGAAGCUGAGAGUCUCCCAUUCACCCUCCAUCUCCUGCUGAUGCCAGGUUGGCUACCUUCUCUGAGUUCCCGCGUGGCCCGGUUGACUUGACGGACCUUUUCAGGAGACCGCUGCCCUUUUCUCCCCCUCUGAGAAUCCGGUAUCAGCGGGCUGACGUGCCAACCACUGACCAGUUUUGAACGGAGUUUGCGGCGGGGUCGGGGGUGGCAGAGCAGGCGUAGCAUCUGCUGCCUCCGGCUCGCAGAGAACAGAUCAUGUCCUCUCGCUGCCCGGCUGUUCCACCUGUCCCCAACACAAGCUGAGUGGUUUGGGGAGAACUUUCUACCUGCACGUGAAUGGAACCCAAUAAAUGGGUGACUGGACAGCACGCAAUUUAAGUUGGCUUAGACCCAACUUUCUGUAGUAAUGAGCAGUAAUAAAAUAUAACUGUUAAAUCUGGCUGAUUACUCUAAGCUCUUUGGUGCCCCUUGCCUGAGACCCUCUGCCAGCAGUGGACACUGGCAUUCAGCCUUAAAAUAGGACCAGGUUUUGGUGGUCUGACAGUAGAAAGUUUAUUUCCAGCACCUUGAAGCUUUGUGUUGUGGAAGCAUUGAGUCUAUUGUAUUUCUCUGAUGGAAGGGCCCUCUUGCUUUCUCAGUGAGAGUUCUCUGCAGGGGCUUCGGGUGGGGAUACACUGCGUCUUGUUCUCUUGUGCCUUUCAGGUGAACAGCCUAAUACUGCAACCUGGGAUCUCCUGGGUGCAGCUGUCCUCCAGUCAGUGUCUGGAAAGAACCAUCAGCCAAACAGGGGACCUGCCAGCUGAGGCCUGUCCAACAGGUGACUCCUGUGAGGUGCCUCAGAUAGAAGGGGAUGGGAUAGCUCUGUGAGCCGGACUUGAUGGACCAACUUACCUCCUUCCAUACUGUAAGGAAAUGGGGAAGCAUCCAUAUUCUUAAUACUUCAGUCCAAUUGCUAAUUAAUGACCCAUUAUUGAGAACAGGAAAGAUUCAAUGGGACGUUGGCUCCCGGGUCACUAGGCAGUAAUAGUGUCAUGCUAACCACUACACUACUGUGCCUGCCCUGGUACUUGGUCAAGUACAUGGAUAGGAAAGGUAGCCAAAUGCAGGCAAAUGGGACCAGCUUAGAUGAGAAUCUUGGUUAGCAUGGACCAGUUGGGCUGAAGGGCCUGUUUUUGUGCUGUAUGACUCUAUAAAAUGAGGAAGUGUUGAAUUAUUAACUCUCGGACCAUGGAAGGCAAAAUAGAAGUUUCUCAAAGAUGAGAAACCAGGAGCUGAAAUAUUUUGGUGUCUACAUCCAGAGAUCAUUUCAAGCAAGUCAACAGGUAGAGGGAAAAUUACUCCAGCCCCUUAAAGCAGUUGAAGUUUAGAGGCAGGACAAGAUUCCACACCUGCUUCAAUCCUGUUGGGAAAUGUGGCUUUCCAUGGGACACUUCCUUAGGGAGAAGAUGCUGUCCAUGGAUGAUGCAACGUUGGAUUCACCGGAGUGCGGUUAGGGGUGCAUUAGCGGAGGUAGUUGUUGAGCCUGGCUUGCAUCCCUUUGACUUGAGGGAUCUAAUUAAAGUGUGGGUGAUGGAAGGUUUGAUGUAGAAAUAAUUUCCCCUGUUGUGGGAAGCUGGGGGGCAGGGAGGGCGUAAAUCUGAGGAUGAAGGCUGGGUUUCAGAGUGAUGUUGGGAUGACCAUCACACGAAAGGGCAGUGGAGGAACUGCAACAUGCCUGCACUCUUUCCCCCCCCCCCAAACAAAACACUUGAAGCUUAAAUUGAUCUGUUGGGUGAAAGGAUUGAAUGUUAAUAAAAUGUCAGUGGAAUAAAGAUGUAGAUAAGCAAUUAUAUUAUUGAAUGAUAAGGAAGGGUAGGGGGAACUGUCUCUAUGGUUCUGAAUUGACCAAGAAAAAGCUUUAAUUUGCUUGCCUUUUUAUUUUGUGUUAAAAGUCUAACAGAGCAAUUAUGUAGAUAUUUAUCUCUGUGGAGGAAAUGUUACCAUUUUCAUUAAAGAAAUAUAUAAAUACAAAA